Messenger RNA from Melospiza georgiana, 2318 nucleotides. It is a transcript of the gene FGF19, whose product is annotated as fibroblast growth factor 19. The transcript has 3 exons. Gene Ontology annotation, biological process: fibroblast growth factor receptor signaling pathway; positive regulation of gene expression; cell differentiation. The record is from RefSeq and is a predicted model, not a curated record. Bases 413 to 1183 code for a protein of 256 amino acids. Gene Ontology annotation, molecular function: growth factor activity; fibroblast growth factor receptor binding. Gene Ontology annotation, cellular component: extracellular region; cytoplasm. Lineage: Eukaryota; Metazoa; Chordata; Aves; Passeriformes; Passerellidae.
CAGCCGGGAGCCGCGCCGGGACAGCUGCAGCCGCCGGUACCUGGCCGGACCGGGCUGCACCCGCGCCGGGACCGGGAGCGGCUGUCCCGCUCCCCUGGAGAGGCGAGCCCAGGUUUAGGCAGCAACUCUAUUGAUUUCUGCAAAGGGAAAUGAAACACAGGACGGGCCAGGCCGAAGGCAGGGGCUGAGCCGCGGCGGGGAGCGGGGCAGCCUCCUGCCACUGGGUGGGCUGGGUACACACACGCCCACCCGCGCUCCCCGUCCCACAUCGGGGCUGCGGGACGUGCAGUGCCCCGGGAGCGCGGCCGGAGCCCGGCAGGAGCGGAGAGCUCGGAGAUGCGGAUGCGGAGGAAGCGACUUAGGGUGUCACCCGCUUAAUAUUUUCGGGGGAGUGACCGAACGCGGCUAUGAAAUGGGCUCUAUAUGGGAUGCGGCCGGAUCGAUGGAGCUGAUAAGGGCGAGCUAUAAAAGGCUGGGGGGCGGCUGCGGCCGCGCUACAGCCCCGAGGCGCCGCUCCGGGAUGGGGCUGCGCCCCGCCGCGCUGGCGCUGCUCGCUCUGGCGGCCGCCGCCGCCUCCGCGCUGCCGCUGCCGCUGCCCGACGCCGGCCCGCACCUCAACUACGGCUGGGGAGAGCCCAUCCGGCUGCGGCACCUCUACACCGCCAGCAAGCACGGCCUCUUCAGCUGCUUCCUGCGCAUCGGCGCCGACGGCCGGGUGGACGCGGCCGGCAGCCAGAGCGCGCAGAGUCUGCUGGAGAUCCGCGCCGUGGCCGUGCGCACCGUGGCCAUCAAGGGCGUGCAGAGCUCCCGGUACCUGUGCAUGGACGAGGCGGGGCGGCUGCACGGGCAGCUCAGGUAUUCCACUGAAGACUGUUCCUUUGAGGAGGAGAUUCGCCCAGACGGCUACAAUGUGUAUCGAUCAAAAAAACAUGGAAUAUCAGUGUCUUUGAGCAGUGCCAAACAAAGACAGCAGUUCAAGGGGAAGGAUUUCCUUCCCCUGUCUCACUUCUUGCCCAUGAUCAACACGGUGCCCAUGGAGUCAGCAGACUUUGGUGAAUAUGGUGAUUACAGCCAGGCCUUUGAGCCAGAGGCGUUCUCCUCGCCCCUGGAGACGGACAGCAUGGAUCCCUUUGGCAUCGCCUCCAAACUGUCCCCAGUGAAGAGCCCCAGCUUCCAGAACUGACUGUGCUCCCACACAUGUUUUCACAGAAAUAUUGAAGAGGACUGUAGGGUUUGUAGCUUUCUGUGUAGUGAUAUUUGGGAACUUUUUUGUGUGUUUGAGAAUGGAGCCAGCCUCGUCCUUGUUGUACCUGCAAGAGAUGAGUGCCUGUUCUAUAGUCUAAAGAAUUGCCUGUCCAUAGUUUUGUUUGGAAAAGCAGGAUUAAAUGCGAAAACUUUAGCGACCUUACCAGAAUUCCUCCAUAGGUGGUGAUAAAAUAACUGUAAUUUUUCUACACCAGCUACACUUCCACAUAUAUUCACCUGUUAUAGCUGCUCAUACAAGCAAAUGCAGAAAACUUUUUCCUCUUCAGAGAUCCCAACUCAAACACUUGGACCAAAACUAGAUGAAGGAAAACAUCCUACCAGAUGUAACUUGAGUUAAUGCUGCUUCUUUAAAGAGCUGCUAACAACAUUCUGGGGAAGAUCUCCUAUGGAAAGCAUACAGCUGAAAAAACAAAUCUGCUUGUACAUUGAGCUUUUUCUUCCCUUAGAAAAUAAGAGAAGAAAGGGAAAAAUUUCUCCCUUCCCUUACUGCUAAGAGGUACUUUGGGAAACUUGAUAAUUGAUUUCUUUUGUAGGCUAAAUUAUGUUCUCUGUGGCAUCAGAAUUAUCCAGCAGAGAGUUCUCAUCAAAAUCAGUGAGGAUUCAGUGUGCGGUUGGAAGGGUGCCCAGGGCUAGAAUUGAUGUUCAUCAGGUAGGGAAUGAGCAGCUCAAAUGAAUGUUAAAUGAAGAUUGUGUUGUAUAUAAGCAUGUAUAUGUCAUUAGCAAAUAGAGAAGAACACUGAGAACGGAUGUAUAGGUCAAAUCAGUUGUAAAAUAGGUUUUUGUGUUCAACCUUUAACCACCAGGAAUUCUUUCAAGUCAUUUCCAGGCUUGAUUCAGCAUCCAUGGGAAUCAGUGGAGAGAUGGUUUAGUGAGAUAAAAGCUGCAGAACUGGGUCAGGAUUCUCUUUGCAAGAAGGGAUUGUGAGGACUUCUGGCCAAGGCACCCAAUGUCUUCAAGUUCUGUUCUCCCUCUGAAAAGAUUCAGUGAAGGAAUAGCCAAGGUGAAGGCAAAGGGGGAAAAAAAAAAGGAUGGUUCAGGGAUUAUACUUGUUU